AUGAGUGGAUUAGUAGAUGAGUAUUUUUUUGAAUAUGAGUAUUUUUUUUUGAUUUGUAGGAUGGUGUGGCUUUUGAAUGAUGUUUAUGACGUUGAACACCAGGCCUAUUUGAUGUCGGAGAAGAAAAUGGAGCUUACGCCCUUGAAGAUCCGGUCUCACGGGGCAUCGACUGUAAUGCAGUACGAUGAGCGGUACACACCAUACAUCGAGAUGACAGGACUCCUUCCAUUCAUUCAGCUUGUGAGUCGGUCAACGCCCAAUCUGAAUGCUGCGGCAGUCACUGCACUUAUUGAUCGAUGGAGGCCGGAGACACAUAGUUUUCACCUCCGGACCGGAGAGAUGAUAGUUACUCUUCAAGAUGUUUCCAUGAUCACCGCACUUCUGAUCGAGGGGAAGCCUCUUUGUAUGAGCACUGAUUCCGAGGGAUGGCGGCAACAAAUGGAGGCCCUUAUUGGUAUGUCGCCUCCAGAGCCGGAGGUAGAAGAUGGAGGGAAGAAAGAUAGAGUCCCGGCCGGCGCUCCUUUCACUUGGAUUGCCGCCAACUUUUCUCAUUGUCCUGAGGACGCAAAUGACGAGGUGAUCCAGAGGUAUGCUCGCGUGUACAUGUGGUACGUCAUCUCUAGGACUAUCUUCGCUGACGGCACUGACAAGAAUGCUCCAUGGAUGUGGCUGAAGGCAUUGACUGUUUUCAACAACAAGUUCAGUUGGGGCUCGGCCGCACUGGCUUACUUGUAUCGGCAGGUAAUAAAUUGUUAAUAGUAAGUACUCUCUGUUAUCCUUUUCUGCAAAACUGAUGCAUGUUUGUUGUUACUUGUAGUUGGA
Messenger RNA from Hordeum vulgare subsp. vulgare (domesticated barley), 822 nucleotides. RefSeq names its product protein MAIN-LIKE 2-like. Lineage: Eukaryota; Viridiplantae; Streptophyta; Magnoliopsida; Poales; Poaceae. The transcript has 2 exons. The record is from RefSeq and is a predicted model, not a curated record. The coding region runs from base 1 to 756 and encodes 251 amino acids. Gene Ontology annotation, biological process: meristem development; meristem maintenance.